This is a messenger RNA of Mugil cephalus (flathead mullet), 5658 nucleotides long. RefSeq names its product zinc finger homeobox 2 (gene zfhx2). Bases 1 to 3003 code for a protein of 1000 amino acids. Gene Ontology annotation, biological process: regulation of transcription by RNA polymerase II; regulation of neuron differentiation; brain development. Gene Ontology annotation, molecular function: RNA polymerase II cis-regulatory region sequence-specific DNA binding; DNA-binding transcription factor activity, RNA polymerase II-specific. The record is from RefSeq and is a predicted model, not a curated record. NCBI's taxonomy places the organism in Eukaryota, Metazoa, Chordata, Actinopteri, Mugiliformes, Mugilidae. Gene Ontology annotation, cellular component: nucleus. The transcript is spliced from 2 exons.
AUGGAAUCCAUUUAUCCAGACCUUCCAGUGCUGUCAGAGUUCCAGUCAGAGGUUCUCUGGGCGUUCUUUGAGUCACGUAGUGAGGCCGAUGCUGCAAGUCCUCCCCGUGAGGACUGUGAGGCGCUGGGCAGAGAAGUCGGUCUUUCUGAAGGGGAGGUUCGUAGGUGGUUGACCCAAGCACGGCAUGCCAAGCAGAGAAAGAGAGCAACAGAGCUGGAACACCUGGGAGGCUUUACAAGACAUAGCCACAGUUCUGAUAACGACUUUGAUGAUGAGGAAAACUCACUGAUCAUAGCUGAAGGAGAGGAUGACGCUGAAGCUUCAGGAAGCCAGGCAAUGGAUUUGUCGAGUACAAGGGGGAAACGAAAGCAGAGAGAUUCGGGAAGGGACGGUCAGGUGGAUUCCUGUCUCACAUCUGACUCAGAAAACGAGGUGUAUACCUCUGUCAUUGUUUCUGAUGAAGAAAGUCAGAAUGGUUCUUUUAGGGAGGGUCCUGAAAGCCCCGUUAAAGUGGAAUCGCAGCGUGAGGCCCAUGGUGAUAAGGCGUCAGUUGGAGGGAAGGUUUUGCGCUCGACAACAGUUUUCCUCUCUGACGCAGAGGAUGAGUAUGAAGAUGAGGAAGGUGGAGGGAGUCAGAGAGCGAAGAGGAAAAAACAGAAGAGGGAGUUUGAGCGUGAUGAAGUGGAGGUGAAGCAGGAGAGACAGGACCCAGAUGUGGAUCUACAGUUGGAGGCCCAAGGGGAUCCUCCGAGUUCACAGGCCCACUUUAUGGACCACCCUGAGAUUCUAACCAGUGCUCUCCACUCACUUCCCUUGUCCCUCGCUUCCUUUUCCACUCAGUUCCUUAGCCCGUAUGUUCUCUCUCUUACUCCUUCAGUUGUUGGAGAUGGGAGCAAAGUACCCAUCUUUUCCAACCCACCAACCAUCACACGCUUUCCCAGCUCUCUUCUCUCACAUCCCCUCUCCUCCCACAACCAAACCUCUCACUACCUGUCCAACGGGGACGACUGCGAGUCUGCUCUGGAUCUCAGUAUGGGGAAAAACAGCUCAAAAUCAUCUUCUUCCUCCUCAUCACUGGCUGACAGAAUUGCAGCACAGAAGGGACAGUUGCUGGACGGGCUCGGCCUACGCCCCACGUCCAAAGGUCUGGUUGUUGUGCAGGUUAAACCUGAAUCCGUUACUGCCGUGACCUCUUCCAACAGUAGUUUAAAUCUGGUCAACUGCAGUAAUAUGACAAAGGCUAACCUUUACAUGAGGGCGACGGAUAAAAUGAAUGCCACACUGUUGGAGAGGGAGCGAGAAAAGCAGGGGGAGAAGGAAAAGGAGAGGGAGCAGGAGUUGCAGCAGAGGAAAUCCAAAGGAAAAAGGUACAGGGACAUGAGACGUUCAAGAACUAUCAUUCAAGCUGAACAACUUGACAUUCUGUAUGGCUGCUAUUUCAAAGACCCGAAUCCUGGUAAACACGAGUUUGAACAGAUUUCCGAAUGGGUCCACCUUCCAAAGAAGGUUGUUCAGAUUUGGUUCCAGAACAUGAGGGCGAGGGAACGGAAAGGUGAGGUCCGGUUCAUCAGUGAUGGGACUUUGGCAGCAGUUGGCAAACCCCUCAUCAAAUUUACUUGGCCUCUUUCUAAACCCAUAUUCUCCAACAAGCCUGCUCCAAACAAUGCUGGGUGCAUUACAACUACUCCAAUUGUGCGCACCCUUAUAAAGACAGAGAGGGAACCUGUGAAGGAGCUGGGCAAACCUGCGGUGGUGAAAAAAAUAACCCCCGUUCCCAUCAAGCCCAAGGAGGUAGUUUCCUCGAUCACAAUAUCUCCUGUGAGCAGCAGUGCUUCGGCAGUGCCAAAGACCAAGCUCGAAACCACCAGCAACGUCACUAUGGUUAAAGUUGCGCCCAAAGUCAAUACCCCUGUCCUCUUGGCACCUCCCAAGGAUCUAGUUCCAAUUGCCCCGCGACCGGCCCAGAAACGAAAGCUGGAAGACGAGAGUGAGGAAGAAAAGACUGACGAGGAGAAAGACGAUGAAAACGAAAUGGGCCCUGUACCAAGGACCACUAACCGCAUGGUGCCGAAGCUGCCUACAACUCCUAUCAUCAGCAACAGGCCUUCAGCUACUACAGUGGUGACACAAAAACUGAAUGGGCUGAACUACUGGACACAGAAAGCCCCCAUUAAGAUCAACACCCUAUCAAGAGAACAACUGGCUCUUCCAUCGCACACAUCCCCCCGCACCAUUCCCCCUCCCCCCACACCCAGCAUUGCACCGGUCAGCCCGAAUACCCCCGCGUCCGCCAAAGUGGCCAGCCCCUCCACCCCGGUCGGAAUCAAAUCGAGCCCAACGGAAAGCGGCUUUCUGUCCCACUCGUCCAGCCGCAGGCCGCGCACUCACCUGUCCUGUCUCCAGCUGUCCAUUCUGCAGUCGUGUUACGAGACCUGCGCCCACCCCAACGCCAUGGAGUGCGAGGCGAUCGGCACCGAGCUCAACUUGCCGCUUAAGGUGGUUCAGAUCUGGUUCCAAAACACGAGGGCAAAGGAGAAGCGCUGGAGGCUGCAGCAGGAGAAACUGUCUCCUCUGUCUGGCGGGAAGGUGGACAUGAGCUCAGGGAGCUACCUGCAGUACAACGCUCUCAAAGCCAAUCGACCCAUCCUGCCCAAGCCUGUCCAGCUGACAGUUACUGAACCCCCAGCUUCCCCGGUGGCUGGCCAGCCAGCGCCGAAGGAGACCCUGACGGGCCGCUGCGACGCCUGCAACGUCUCCUUCGAGUCCUGGGCUGCGGCGAGGGCCCACGUUUUCUCCCCUCGUCACCUGGCGACCCUCAGAACCACUAACUUUGGCCAGCCGACGGCGCUCGUGAACAAGAACGGAACCGGUAACGGCGGGCCCGGCAGUGUCGUGCCGGGCUCACAGGUGUCUCUUUCCACUACUGUAACCAGCUCCGCUGACGGUUCUGGGGAGGAGAUUGUAAUCGAGUUGCCUCCAACGACGGCCACCAGCAACAGUUAAAGACUCAGAUCAGGAUUGGUCUGCACACUGACUAUUGUUGGACCCAUUUGGGCUCCUCAGAUUUUAAUAAACAAAUUUGAGCACUAAUCCUCAAAAACUAAUAUUCUUUAGUUUUUGACGUUGGCUUCCCCUGCACCCGCUGUCCUUCGCUCAACCUUCACUGACUCGAUAUCCGUUAAUCUAUAGAGUUCCCCUUGGAAUCGGAUACAAUAGCAGACUCUUUCCAUGCUGCUUGUCACUUCAUCAGUUGCUCUCUGAUAAGUGAUGAACGUUCUCAAGUUUCCCCUCAGUCUUCACACACUUUAUCCAUACAUUUUUGGUCCUAACCCUGUGGUUAUGUAUUGCUAUACUUCUAUGACCUUCCUAUAAUUUGUAAAGGCACUCAACUUGCCAUGCUUUGAGCUGUUCUGCCCUAAAGACUGAUGCAAGAGUUUCCUUUUUGGCAGUGGCCGCGAUGGGCCCGGAAACGCUUUUUGGGAUAAUAACAUGAAAUACAUUUAUAACUCCCAGUUUGCUCCUGUGGAUUUUUUUGUCCUCAUGUCUACUUUCACUAAGGGCAAAGAUUGCUUGGAAAUGACUGGACUGAACCAUUGGGAGAGGAAGAACUUGCUUUGACUGACACCUUUUUAAUUGCUACAGGAGUGUGAUCUGAAGAGUGUUGUCUUCUCAUUUGGGAUAUAAAAGAGGUACUUUAGAGUGCAUAGGGCUGUUGAAUAUUCCCCCAUUUACAUGUUCAUAGUUUCACGACAAUCCAAAAAGACGGCGCAAAAAGAGAGGCUGGGGAAAGCAGAAUCUUUGGCAUACCGCACUUUGACACAUUUUACAUUGUUUGAAAUGUUUUUAAGCAUUCUGAUGCAGGUGUCUUUUUAUGGAAAGAUACAUUAAUGCAUGUUGGAUGCCUUAAUAUAAAAUCACAUGAAAUAAAUUUGAUUUUUUUUGCUAAUCAAAUGAAACCUGCUUUAGGAGUGACCAUAAUGUGCAAAUCUGACCUGGGUAUAUAAAUGAAGAAGAGCUUCGUUCCAAAAUGCUAAUACAUUAACUUUUUAGGGGGGUGUUUCCGUUUCCUCUAUUCUGUAUCUAGAACAUAGCAAAUCCUGCCUGUUAAAUCGUCUGCAUUCUCUUGGCCAAGGACUAUAACUACCAACUGUUGUGCUUUUUACAUCAAGUUUUAUUGAUUCUGUAAAUUUCGGUUUCCACCCAAAUGUGUCUCAUUUUGGAAGGUAGCUCUUCAGACCUGUUGGGGAAGAUAAAUGUUUUACACCUACUGUAGAUGUGUUAGAAAUAUGACAGCCUUAAGAGGAAACACCACCAGGUAUAUAAAUUUAAAUCCAGGUGAACCUCGAUUAAUGUUGGUGAGUUAAAUUCACCCCCCAUCUGGCACAAAGGGUCAGACUGAUUUCCUAAAUUUACUUACAGUUUCUUUUCCAUAAAUACUAUGUACAAGUCGGGAAACUUAAGUACUUGUUAUAUUUGCGUCAGUAUUUAUACAAAGGACAAUAGAAGCUGUUCAAACUGGCAUUUAUGUUUAGGUCAAAAUUCAAACCUGUAGAGAUGAGAGAACAGGGUUUGAAUUGGGUUUCCUGUCCUCUCUUUUGGAUCAGAAUAUGUGAUUCUGGUAGUGUAUGUGCUGUGAAAUGAGAUCCAAUACGUGGAAACCACAACAAGGGAGACAGUCGGGUAUUACUAGUGCUUUCAAGGCACUAGUGGAUACUCGAUUCUAGGAAGCAAAUUAGGAAACAAAAAUGUAUUGACUGAGAGCUAAUAAGAUGGUGCUGUGUUGAAGGACACAUAACAUACUAAAGAUGUUUUCCUUCAAUUUAAGUUGUAUAUUAAUGUUGCUAUUGAUAGUUUUAACAAAAUGCAAAACUAAAACAUAAACUUUUGUAAAGAAAUAUAUUAAAAAAAAAUAACUGAUAUUCCAAAGUAAUCCUCCCGUUGCUUUCUGUCAUUCAAAAACCAAAAAGCAAUCUUUAGGUCGACAGAGAGCAGGAGAGGUGUUCGUAAAUGCAAACUGUAAAGGACGUCCCACGGCUUGACACUUGCACUAGUCCACAAUUUUUUGCACAAGCUACAGACAUUUCGGACGAACACAGCCAUUACAACAAGUCACUUGGUGUGGUUUUGAAACAAGGAGGGUAACGAUGUCCUUUGACGAGUAAUAAUUUGUACUCCUGUUGGAAACUGUAUCUUGUGUGUAAAGCAAGGACUGGAGUGCUCGAAGCUCAAGACUGGGAUUACACACACAUGCGCACACACACAGACACGGUGUUGCACUGUCCAAACUAGAUACAUUUUUAUGGAGAUCUGCUUUUUAUUCUUAUGUUCCAUUGUCACUUUGAUUAUCACUAUUGUUAUAACUGUACUACUACUUAUACGAUUUAUUAUUACUACUCAUCACUGUUUUUAAUUAUUAUUGCUCCAUAAUGGUUUUAAAUGCCACCUCUGCUAUAAAAAACAAAACAAAAAAAAAAAAAAACAAGAGUAUGGUAUUCCUAUGAAUAUUGAACAAUAAUAGUGGCAGUGUGGUUAUGAAUUGUUAGAUUUUUGAUUAAGCUUAUUUUUUUCUUCCUCACUUGUACCUGCCUUUUUUGUGUUUGGUCUCCAUUAUGCUUUCUUUGAUAUACAGAAAAGAAAUAAAAUCAGUUGAACAACUAA